Molecule: messenger RNA, 557 nt
Organism: Sphaeramia orbicularis (orbiculate cardinalfish)
Lineage: Eukaryota; Metazoa; Chordata; Actinopteri; Kurtiformes; Apogonidae
Gene: rpl24
Product: ribosomal protein L24
Exons: 6
Coding region: 35-508 (157 amino acids)
Biological process (GO): cytoplasmic translation
Cellular component (GO): cytosolic large ribosomal subunit
Molecular function (GO): mRNA binding; structural constituent of ribosome
Source: RefSeq, a predicted model, not a curated record
GUUCUUUCCGGUUUUGUGCCCUCUCGUAGCCAUCAUGAAGGUCGAGUUGUGCAGUUUCAGCGGGUAUAAAAUAUACCCCGGCCAUGGCCGCCGAUACGCCAGGAUAGACGGAAAGGUGUUCCAAUUUUUGAAUGCCAAGUGCGAGUCCGCCUUCCUGGCCAAGAGGAAUCCUAGACAGAUCAACUGGACUGUGCUUUACAGACGCAAGCACAAGAAGGGCCAGUCUGAAGAGGUGACAAAGAAGCGUACCCGCCGCGCAGUUAAGUUCCAGAGGGCCAUCACUGGGGCCUCCCUGGCUGAGAUCAUGGCCAAGAGGAACCAGAAGCCAGAGGUCCGCAAAGCCCAGAGAGAGCAGGCCAUCAGGGCUGCCAAGGAGGCCAAGAAGGCAAAGCAGGCGGCCAAGAAGCCCGCUGCUCCCAGUGCAAAGACCGCUGCCAAGACUGCGCAGAAACCCAAGGUCGCCAAGCCUGUGAAGAUGGCUGCACCCCGUGUUGGUGGAAAACGCUAAACCUGGCUUCUUGUUUAUGGGUGUGAAUAAAAUUUUGUUAAACCAGAAA